Molecule: messenger RNA, 8621 nt
Organism: Pomacea canaliculata
Lineage: Eukaryota; Metazoa; Mollusca; Gastropoda; Architaenioglossa; Ampullariidae
Product: inactive tyrosine-protein kinase 7-like
Exons: 17
Coding region: 1082-4315 (1077 amino acids)
Biological process (GO): dendrite self-avoidance; protein phosphorylation; axon guidance
Cellular component (GO): plasma membrane; axon
Molecular function (GO): protein kinase activity; ATP binding; cell-cell adhesion mediator activity
Source: RefSeq, a predicted model, not a curated record
UGCUGCGGCGCGAGGCAGGGAGGCGAGGGCGGUGAUCUGCACGGCAUGACGGGAUUGGGCAAUGCUGCCUGAAAGGGGCGGGCUGCGAAAAGACAGAGCGAACGAGACUACUACCUCCACACACACACACGUACACACAUGCUUACAGACUUAAGCUUACUUUAAUCAUUCGGUCACAACAAACACAUGCGCGCAGACACAACCGUGGAGAGAGAGAGAGAGCGCGCGAUCAGAAGGAGGUGGAGGGGGUGUUUGGUUAGUGACGAGGCGAGAAUACCCGACAUGUUGCACACCCGGGUAGGUGCAGAGCGUUCACCCCUGUCUCUACCUUAUCCUGUAAGGGGGUGACGCGCGAGCAGACGUACCCGGGGUGUCCACGCGGACGGAGACGGCUGGCUGGUAGGCACCUCCCGGCUAUACUAUACUGUUCGUCGGUUUUUCCCCACGACCUCUCCUCCUCCCCACCACCACCACCAACCUACCCAACCCCUACACCCUUCACUCCCAGACCACAAAUCUGGCGACAGUGACGACUCGCUUGCACACAGCGUAUGCACGCUCACUGGUGUAGCCGUCGCUCCCCUCCAUCCAUCCCUCCGCCACAACCACCACCACCACACCACUCCACAUCACUCGCCAACCUCUACAACCGCCGUUGAGGCCCAGGCAGAGUGGUCUGCCCGUUUGACACCGCGCGCACGGACCCCCUUUGCCUGCCUUGCUCACUUGCCCGGCAAAACCUAAAGGGGUGGAUCGCACGAGGGUGUGCGUGCGUGUGUGUGUGGCUGCGGGGGGCGCCGAGCAUGUGGCCAGACCUUCGUUAGCGGGUGGGCAAGCGGGUGGUGGAGGAGGCACGCCGGACACGUGGUGUUUCUCUCGGUCUCAUCGUCGUGAUUCUUCACUUUUGCGCCAGCGCCAGGCGUUGUGUUUUGUACAUACAUAUAUAUACACACACUCUCUACCAGCUACGGAGUCGCUUACUCUCGGUGUGGAGGGCAGAACACGGAGCAGCGGUGUUGGAUGUAGGUGAUGUUCAUGUCAGCGCGCGCUCGUGGCUGCUGUGCAGUGUCUUGGUUCUGAAAUGAUGCUGAUAUGGAUGUUAGUAUGUUCAACAGUGGCGGGGACCGUGUUGGGCCAGGAUACCUACUACUUCAGCCUCAAACCUCGUGACCAGGAUGUAGUGGAGGGCGUGGAGACGACGCUGCAGUGCGAUGUGUCCGACCGCCGCCAUAUUUACUUCCAGUGGACGCAGCAGGGCAAACCCGUGGUCAACACCACGCGCCGCUUCCAGGAGGACAGCAACCUGCGGAUACUGCGCGUGCUGCGUGACGAGGAUGCCGGCCCCUUUCAGUGCAUCGCCACCAACGCCACCACUGGAUUUUCCUUGCAGAGCUUCGAAGCCUCCUUGAACAUCGAAUGGAUUGACGAACGAGCGGACGUGGAACUCAAACGGCCCAAGAAGGAAGAGGUGAAGGAAGGUGUCGAUGUCAUCCUCAAGUGUCUCAUCAGGGGCAACCCGGAGCCCAAGAUCCUGUGGUAUCACAACAAGUUCAGGCUGUUCAACACGGAUCGUGUCAAGAUCCUGGACGACGGCAGCCGCCUGAAGCUGGUCAACAUCACCGCCUCCGACAACGGCAUCUACUCCUGCCGAGCCGAGAACAGGGCGGGUGCGGUGGACAGCUCCGAGAACUUCCUCCUCAACGUGCAAGUAGCAGGAACACCAUACCUUUUGGAGGAGCAGUUCACACCGUACAAGAUCGUCCAGAGGAACUCACCUGCCCGCCUGGACUGCGCCUUUGUCGGGGCCUCCCGCAUAGACUGGUUCUCGAACUACGAGAAGCUCUCCAACGGCACCAGGCAUACAGUGUAUCCCAACGGAUCCUUGUUCUUCCCGAAGGUGCGAGCUGCUGACGAGGGCAGCUACAGAUGCGAGGGACUCAGUCGAACCAGCCCUCCGGGUCAGACGUUCACCUCCGAGCUCGUCCUGGCCAGUCUUGGAGAGAUCAUGAGGGACACGUUCGAGCCUCGUCUGCAGGCCAACUACCCGAUUGUCAUUCCUGUGCACACCAGGUCGGAGAUCAGGGUGUUUCCUCCCGACGGUCGCCCCAAGCCCAACUUCUGGUGGCAGGAUCGCAAUGACCUGCGCGUGCCGGACGCGGGACGCAUGCACGUGAAGGACAACCUUCUGGUGUUCGAGAGUCCUCAGGAGAUCGACUCCGGCAACUACACCUUCGUGGUCAACAACACGGCCGGCCAGAAGACCCGCAGCGUGUGGAUCAUGGUGUCUGUGCCACCCAUCAUCAGCAGGGCCCCACAGCCAGAGACAGUGGAAGAAGACAGCAGCGUUGAGCUGAGUUGUCAGGUGGUGGGCACACAGUACCCGGUUACCCGCAUCACCUGGAGCAAGGACGGGGUAGCCCUACCCUUAUUUUCUACACAUUACCGCAUGGAUGAAAUGACUGGAAUUUUGCGAAUAGUUGGUGUGACCAUGGCAGACAUGGGCAACUAUGCCUGCUUGGCUAACACAUCAGGCCAUCCAGUGGUAUCAUCAAGCCAUGCAUAUCUCACAGUGACAAAGCGCUUAAAGUUCCACCCAGUGCCUAAGAACUCUCAACUCGAGGUGAACCAGAUUGGACAGGUAGUUUGUCAUGCAGAGGCUGAGACACCUCCCCAGGUGCGCUGGGUGAAACGUGGGACUGAAGUCUUCAACAUGCCUCCGCAUGUCAUACAACGCAGUGGGACACUGGUCUUCUCUCCAGCACUUCAUGAAGAUGCUGGCUACUACACCUGUGUAGCCACUCAUCCCCGACAAGGCCUUAUUAACGCUACCAUUCUCAUUGAAAUUGUUGAAAAACCUGUCAUCACAAUAGAACCCAAGAAUGUGACUGUGUUUGAGGGGGAGCCUUCUCUACUGCAUUGUGUAGCCAAGGGCAUGCCACUGCCAAGCAUCUCCUGGUACAGGGAUGGACAGCUGAUCCUUCCAGAUCCUCGUCGCUACACAAUUUUUCAAAAUGGGACAAUACACAUACAUCAUGUGUUUAUUGAAGAUUAUGGAAAGUAUGCAUGCGUGGCCAACAAUUCUGCUGGAACUGAAAGAAAAGAGUUUUACAUCCGAGUUGCCAAUCCUAUGGAGGAGGAUGAAAAUUUCAACAUGGUGAAGACGAUCAUCAUUGCAGUGUGCAGUGCUGGAGCUUACCUGGCACUUGUCAUUGGCUUGACAGCUUUCUGCAGCUAUCGUCUGCUGAUUCAGCGCCGGGGACACAAAGGCUUACCUUUAAAGACUGAGAAUGGGGACCUUCAUCGUGAACAGCAUGAGCUUCUGAUGAAGGAUCGUGACUCAGGUACUCAGUUCCGCAGUGACAGCGACAAUCGCUCCCAUGCAUCAGCCUUGUCCUCACAUCCUUCACACUCCUCCCAGUCACAGCACUCCCGCAGCAGACGACCCAGUUUUGACCGCUUCCACUAUCCUCGACAUGAGCUCCACACCCUGGGCAUCAUGGGUAAGGGAUGCUUUGGCGAUGUCUUUCUGGCUAAAGCACGCUCUCUGCGGCUAGGAGACCAGGAGACACUUGUGGUGGUCAAAUCUCUGUUGACCAAAGGAGAAAAUGAAGUGCGAGAGUUUUGUGCUGAAAUGGAGAUGUUUGCACGCAUGGACCACCCCAAUGUGGUCAAGCUCAUCGGCGUGUGCAGGGAACAGGAGCCACACUUUCUGAUCACAGAAUACUGUGACUGGGGGGACCUCAAGCAGUUCCUGCUAGCCACUCGCAGUGACAAUGGGCGAAGAGGAACCCGGGUUCCCCCACUGACCACUUGUCAGAAGCUGAGCAUGGGUCAGCAGGUGGCUGCAGGCAUGGAGGCGCUGACUGCAGCAGGACUUGUCCAUAGUGACCUGGCUGCUCGAAACAUCCUUUUGUCCUCACGUAUGCAGCUGAAGGUUGCUCGGCCUGCCCUGAGUGCUGAUGUGUAUGCCAGUGAAUAUUAUCCCCUCCAUCACCGCUUGGUACCUCUGCGCUGGCUGUCCCCGGAAGCAGCGACAGAGGAUCAAGUGACCAGUGCCGGAGAUGUCUGGGCAUUUGGAGUGUUCUUGUGGGAGGUCAUGGAACUGGCUGACCUGCCAUACCGGCUGUCGAGUGACGAAGAAGUCCUCUGCGCGCUUCGUUUGGGGCAUGCAAACUUAGAGUCCAGUGAACAUUUUCCUCCAAAUGUUUUGGAACUGGUGCGACGCUGUACCCUCCAUCAAGCCUCUCAACGACCUACCUUUUCUGAAGUGUGUUCCGUGUUGUCACAACUCAUGACAAGUACUGACGUGGUGUGAAGGGAGAAUACCUCUAAAACCAUUUUCAUAAGAUUAACUGAAGUACCUUUUGAUUUUAAGUGAUACAAGAGGCAUUUAUAACAGUUUAUUUGUGUCCUCUUCUUAAUUUUAGGGACUUUAUUUUAAUCCACAUAAGAAUGACAGCAAUUCAAGUCUGUUGAAGAACUGUGCUGCUACCUGCUUAGGUUUCUGGGGGUUAAAAACAGAUGAGACAUUAUUUGAUGAAUUUGUUAAAGUUCAUGCAAGUGACGGUGAUUGGACAACGCCUAAGUGUUUUCAUGGGGGUGAGAUGAGGCAGAAAUCAGUACUUUCAGGAAGCUGAUGAAUGCUUACUUCACAUCUUAAAUCUGAACAUUCUAUUGCUCCUCACUUUGGAGACACAUCUGUAUGACUGUGCUAAGGAGAUUAUUACCAUCUCUGUGAUUUGACCAAUCAAGUUGUUGGAAAUCUCUGAUAGUCUUACACACUGAAGUACUUGUAGAGUGUCAAAAAAGAUAAAGUGGCUGCACAACAGUAAAUUUGUCACAAUAUCAAGAAAAGUGUAUUUAACUGACUUUGCAGUGUGUGAUAGUUUGGGUAGUGUUGAAUUAAAAGAAAAACAUUCUGGUAAAAAAACUUGACCUAAUAACCUGAACAUUAAGAGUUGGUACAGAGUUAUGUCAGGAACACAAGACACUGCACAGAAUACAAUAAGAUGUGCACCAGCUUUCUGUCUAGUAUACCUUUAGAGACUUAAGUGUGUGAUCAAAAUUACACAGAUGACUGAUUUGUUUAGUCGCCUUUGUGGCUCUGUUGUAGGCAUAGAAUUCAAAAAUGGCUUUAGGUGAAAAAUAUGUAAAAGAAGAAAAAAAAUAAAGCAAGCAUAUGUAGAUUGUUACAGAGAACAAUUAAGUUUCUUGUUAAGUUUUUUUAAAUUAAAAAACUUCCAUGAUGUAAGUACUCAUACUGGAUCAGUCCAAAGCUGAUAUAAGAUUAGUUCAUCGUCUGGAAACAGUAGAAAACAGUUAAGAUCUCCUCCCCAUCAGUAGCAAUCCCUGCCAUCAGCCUUAUUAGCUUUCCUGACAGGUCUGUGUUCCGAUGUUGCAUCAGCAAAGGGACACUGCAUUAAACAACCUAAAUUGUUGACUUGCUUUUCUUCCUGCCACAAACCAAGCAUCAAAAUGAAAAGCUGAGCAGAAACAGCUGUCAGUAAAUGCUAAUGUCAGCACCUGUGGUAUCCAUGGCACCAAAUCCAUAGUAACAGCUGUAUCCAGCCUGACAUUGUUGAAGGUUGUUAGAAGAAUGAAUCAUUAAACUGUAGAGUUUGUCUGCAGCUUGUACACAAGGUCAGAUUUUACUGGUAUGUAUGGGAGGGAAAUGAUAAAAAAAAAGUUUUUUUUUCCUGUCAGCUCUUUGUGGGGAUAUUUUUAUUAAAAACUUUUAUAUUUAACACCUGCAAUACAGUGUUGGGUCCAUAUAACUGUGUGUGUGCAUCCUUGAAGAAAUCCAUGUCAACAUUGAUGUGAAUUAUUAUUAAACACACCACCACUGUGUAUUCUAAAAUGUGUACAACUGAUUUGCAGGUGACUGCUGUCAUCCAUAGUGCACUUUGAGAGAAGCCCAUUGUUGGUGACAUGCUUUCUUGAAGACAUGUAGACUAUUAUUAUUGCACCAAAUUUCAUGACAACUUACAGUUUAAAAAAUGCCACUGUUUCUGCCUUAAGAGUGUGCAUGGAUGGAAUGGAUAAACUUAUUUAUGUUUUCAGUAUAGGUGUUGCUACAUGAAGACAUUUCUCUGUGUUUUAUGUGUAUUUUUGACAUUAAUUUUUGCAGUUCAUCAUAUUUAUGUACAUUCGUUCAUGUGUGUGAGAAAGAAAAAGAGAGAGAGAGAUGGUUAUGAGGAGGGAAAGCAUGAAAACUGGUAUUAUUCUGUGCAUUUUUGACGUAGGAGAAUAAAUUGUGCAUUCAUCAUUGUACCUUAACUAUGUGAUACACGUCAUUGUAAAUUACAAUAAUUUACAUCAUGGAGCAGUGCAUAAGGCCUCAUUGCUCAGAAACUUUUUCAUUUAUUCAGGGUCUUGUAGCAAUAAUCAAGAUUUCCUCACAGAAAUGUUUUUAAAGCUUACAUAACAUCGACACUGGCUGUUGCAAACUCAAGUUCAGGGAGCUGAUGCUGAUAUAAUUAGCAUUUAGUUAGCAAGCCUCAUGGUAGCAUAUUCAUUGAUUUACAUGGUAGCUAGGGCUCCCAAUGAAGUGAAAAUGACAAAAUCAGCUUGACAGGCGUUCCGGUAAAGUUUAUUGUUUGCAGAGGAGCACUUUUAGUGUGGCUAAUAGUGAUCUCUUUAUAAGAACAUUCUGCUAGGAAGAGGAGAAAAGUGAAUGCAGAAAUGUCAAUGCAUAUAUGAAAAUUGUUCUCUAGUUCUAAAAUGUUUUGUUAGUGUACCUAGAAAAUCCUGUGCAAAUAUUUGAGUGACAUUAAAAAAGAAAAAGAGAGAUAUUACAACUUGGUAAAGUUGUGAGAUUUGUUUCCUUUUUUUCCAAAACCUUCACAAUUAAUCUACCAUUUCUUGAAAACUAUUUAUGUCGGACAAUCCACAGUUUCUUUUACUGAACCUUUUCCCCAUUGAUUAAAUUUUUGUUCCUUUUGCUCUAAAUUAAUCCCUUUAAUCAAUAUUUUUCAUUCUUUGGGAUUGAGAAUUUUUUUCAGCACUGGAAAAUGUAGGCAUGGAUUGCUUGUCAUCAUCUCAUAAUCUUUGCUAAUACUAUGGCUAUCAUAAAAAAAAAAAUCAAACAUUAAUUCUCACUUGACGUGUCAUGCAUUUUGAGUUUAGCAUGGAAAAAAAUGCCAUAGUAAUUAAUUCUGCUCACCACUGGGGUGGGUUAGUUUAAAGUCUGAACAUUUUUAUAUAGUAAAAUAAUACAAAAAUACAGCAUAUUUAAUUUAUUUAUUAUUUGAUAAUAAUUGUUAUACUUUCAGUCUGGGUGUGUUGGCACUGUUUAUGACCUGUUAAUAAGUGUGACACCAGUCACAAUCAUUACUUUCAUCAUGAUCUAUAUUAUCCCCAUCAGUUCUUUGAUCAUUUUGGGACUUAUCAGAACCAGGAAAAAUAAAUAUAAGGAUACAAUUACAUUUGUAUAUUUCAGCUUAUAAUUCAUGCCAUUUGUCAUUAUGUAUGCCUCUUGAAUGUCCUGAAAUUCUUACAUAAUCCUUGUAUUCCAGUCACAUCAUUUUUUUCUUCAAAUUUCAUUUAUAAUACAGUUUUAUAUGCUCUUGUAAAAGACAAUCAUCAAAAUAACUUGCUGAUUGUGCACCAAGAAACUAUAUGGACUGUAAGUGCAGUUACACAAAUAUACUGCUUGAAAUACCAAAUAUAUAUGAAGAAGAAUGUUGAUUUUUUUGUGACAAAUUCCCCACAAUGGAACUAAAUGUGGAUUUUAACUUAGUUGCAACAACUUAAAUCAUCCUAAUCUUAUCAGUGGACUUCCAGCAUACGAAAAAAAUAAUUACGUGCUGUUCUUUUGUAGGAUGUCUUCUUGAUGUGUAGGCAAUUUUAGACUUACUGUCACUGCCAAAAGAUUGACAAUCGCAUUUUCUCAAAUUUUGGUUCCCCAAAUACCACCACAGUAUCGCAUCCCAGAAAUGGAGUAUAAGUAAAAGCCACGAGUAUGCCAGCAUGAUAUGUCAAGCAUGUUUGUGCACACUCACCUGUGUUCAGUAUUCCAUUUCAAACAUAUUCUCUGUAAAUAACUGUCAUAAUUUUGAUCUUUGCAUAUGCCUAUGGUUGACCCCUUUUAGCUUUGAUGCCAUCUGGAUGUAGAUAUUUGAUCUUUUGUAAUGUAUCAUUUGGUUUACCCAUUUCUUCUGAUGCACAAUAGAAGCAUUUGAAUGUGCACACAUGAUGAUCGAUAAACAUGAGAAACAUUUUUUAUAUCUUACUAUCACACAGGAAUACUUAUGCAUAAGUGCAUGCAUUCAGGCAUGACUACAUGCGCAUUUUGAAACAUGCUUAAAAAUAUACACUAUUAUAAAAUUCAUGAAGUCAGGUAAAGUGAAGAUGCUCACAGGCACAGAAAUACAUAUACGCAAUUGCACUCGCACAAUCACAUGUGUGUACACAUAUCUGUGUGCAUGCACCUGCAGCUCCACAUGGAAAGACUUACCUCCCCUCUCUCUGUCAUAUAGUAAACAUUCACUAAUGGACGAUUCUGUUAGAAGCGAAGCAAAACGAGAAAUGUUUUUUUCCUGCAUGUAUGCUGUGUCACUUAUUUGUUCGUACUUGAUAUUAAAGUAUUGGGGUUCGUGAUUGAACUCCAUUGAAACAUUGAA